GGCUGCCUCAGCUCGAUUCUGCUCCCGCUUUGGCCAUUUUGCUCUGGAGGAAGCAAUGAGGAGGUAGCAGCGAAGGGGGGGAGGAAGAGGAGCCGGCAGCAGCCCGAGAGGGACAAGAUCCUGCAAAAGCAGCUCUGGCUCAUCUUUGCCCUUGCAAGCAUUGGAGGGCUUUUUUUUUUGCAAGGGGCUUUUUUGGGGGGUGGGGAGGAAAAGGGGAGCAGGACCCCAACCCCCUGAAGAUCCCCCCCUCCCAGCCCCGCAGGGUCAGCCCCCUCGCCCGCCCCUCGCUGGAUCUUCUGGCACCAUGAGCUGGGGGGCAGAGCUGUGGGAUCAGUUUGACAACCUUGAAAAACACACGCAGUGGGGCAUUGACGUUCUGGAGAAAUACAUCAAGUUUGUGAAAGAGAGAACAGAGAUAGAAAUCAACUAUGCAAAGCAACUUAGGAAUCUUUCAAAGAAAUAUCAGCCCAAAAAGAACUCCAAAGAAGAGGAUGAAUACAAAUACUCGUCUUGUAAAGCCUUCUUAGCCACUUUGAACGAAAUGAACGAUUACGCCGGGCAGCAUGAAGUCAUUUCGGAGAACAUGACCUCGCAGAUCACCACCGAGUUAGCUCGUUACGUGCAAGAACUGAAGCAAGAGAGGAAAUCGCACUUCCACGAUGGCCGAAAAGCGCAACAGCAUAUCGAAACAUGUUGGAAACAGCUUGAAUCGAGUAAAAGACGUUUUGAACGGGACUGCAAGGAAGCCGACCGAGCGCAGCAGUAUUUUGAAAAGAUGGAUGCAGACAUCAAUGUAACAAAAGCAGACGUAGAAAAGGCACGGCAGCAGGCACAGCUCCGCCAACAGAUGGCCGAAGACAGCAGAGCGGAAUAUUCAUCUACGCUACAGAAAUUCAACCACGAACAACAUGAACAUUAUUACACGCACAUACCCAACAUCUUCCAGAAAAUACAAGAGAUGGAAGAGAGGCGGAUAGUCCGGAUAGGCGAAUCCAUGAAAACGUUUGCAGAGGUGGACCGACAAGUCAUCCCCAUCAUUGGAAAGUGUCUGGAUGAGAUAACCAGGGCAGCUGAGUCCAUCAGUCAGAAGAACGAUUCCCAGUUGGUCAUAGAAGCCUUUAAGUCUGGCUUUGAGCCUCCAGGUGAUGUUGACUUCGAAGACUUCACCCAGCCAAUCAAGCGUGCUGUGUCUGAAUCCAGCCUUUCGAACUCCAAAGAUGGAAAAUCGGAGUCCAAGUUCAGUGGCAAAUCCAAGGGCAAGUUGUGGCCAUUCAUCAAGAAAAACAAGCCCCCUCCUCCACCCCCUUUCUCUGGCUCACCCUCUGCUGUUCCCAACGGCCCCCAGUCUCCCAAGCAGCAAAAGGAACCCCUCUCCCAUCGCUUCAACGAGUUCAUGAUCUCCAAACCCAAAAUCCACUGCUUCAGGAGCCUAAAACGUGGGGGUGCAGGACCUGAAGACUUUAGCAAUCUCCCCCCAGAGCAAAGAAGAAAAAAACUCCAGCAGAAGGUGGACGAGCUCAACAAAGAUAUCCAGAAGGAGACGGAUCAAAGAGAUGCCUUAACAAAAAUGAAGGACGUCUACAUCAAGAACCCACAGAUGGGAGACGCAGCCAGUGUGGAUCACAAACUAGCUGAACUUGGGCAGAACUUGGAGAAGCUGCGAUUGGAGGUCCAGAAAUUCGAGGGCUGGUUAGCGGAGGUGGAAGGCCGGUUGCCAGCACGGACCGAGCAGACUCGACGUCAGAGUGGGAUGUACGAGCCCCAGAACACCCUGACCGUCAACAACUGCGCCCAAGAUCGUGAGAGCAGCCCAGAUGGCAGUUACACAGAGGAGCCGAGCCAGGAGAGUGAGGUGAAGGCGCCGGCCACAGAUUUUGAUGAUGAGUUUGAUGAUGAAGAGCCACUGCCCACCAUUGGGACAUGCAAAGCAUUGUACACCUUUGAAGGCCAGAAUGAAGGAACCAUCUCCGUCACUGAAGGAGAAAUGCUCUUCGUAAUAGAGGAGGACAAAGGCGAUGGCUGGACUCGGAUCCGACGGAAUGAGGACGAGGAAGGCUACGUCCCCACCUCCUACGUAGAAGUGUUUUUGGAGAAGAAUGCCAAAGAUUCCUAAAACUGUUGGUUGUUGGCGCAAGAACCUCGGGGCGAGCUUGUCACAGGAGGAGAAACAAAUGGUCUGAUUUUUUUUUUAAAAAAGCACCCAAUUCACAUCAAGAUUUUUUUUUAAAAAAAAACCUUCUUAAGUAAUAAAACUCCCCUCCUGGGAACAGAGACAGCGAAGAGGGGAGAGACUGAAACUCCCCAGGCUAAAAGCAUAGCGUCCGUCCCAGAUCCUUUGAUGCCAUCCAUCAGUUGCUUGCUAAAGUCUCUGGCAUGCUACCCGCUGCAUAAACUAACUGUCCUCUUCUUCCUUUGUGUCACCCAGUGGGAUCUUCUGUAGAGCAUAAAAAGUUGUAAAAGACACCCUGAAAUUCCAGCUGUUGUUCCUCAGGACGUUUGCCUAGCUAAAUGUAUUCUUAAAGGAAUUUGAGUCGGGUGAUGGUUAUUCCCAUUUUACAAAUAGGGAGCUGAGGCCAAGAACCAGCGUAUUGCCACCCAGUGCCUUUAAGGCCACAGUGAGAUUCUAACCCAGCUACGUCUCCUUGCUGGCCCUGAUCCCUCCUCUACCAAUCCCCCUCCCCAAAAUGGAACAUAGGAAGCUGCUUUCUCUGGGUUCGGACUCUUGGUCCAUCUAGCUCAGUACUGUCUUUGACUAGCAGUGGCUCUCCAGGGCCUUGCCAGGGACCAAAUCUGAAGCUUUCUGCAUGCAAACCAUGUGCUGUGCUACUCAACUACACACAUACACAAGACCAGUUUUGGAGCAUCAGUUCCGUAUAGGUAGGUAGAUAGAGGCAUGUAUCACUGUUAUGCCCAGAUAGAACUGUUUUUAGAAUGUGCAAGAGAAAGAAUAACCUGCCCCUAGUGCAGCCCUUCCCUAUGUUUCUGCAUGAAUCACUGCUCUGGGUGGGUUUCUUAAUUGAAAGAAACUACCCAGAUCAGUGACUCCUACAGAGACACAGCAAGCAGCCUCUUCUGAACAUAGAGAAGGUUUUUUUUGCAUUGGAUAUGAUAUGCUUAUUCAGUCAUUCUUGAUGCUGAAGCACAACUGAAUUGGCCGACAUAAGAGGCCUGCAGAGCAGUAACUCACACAGAGUCACAGCUUAAGAAAAGGGUUAGGAAGCUGGGAGCAUUUAGCCUUCAGCCGGCCAGCAUACCUUAUCAGCUGCCAAGCCCAGUGCAGUCCAUCUGUCUGCCUAAUAUCGAUGGCCUGCUUCUUGCUUCAUGAAUUCUUGUUUUGGCAGAAUGGCUGCAAAAUCAGGAGGCACAUGGAGCCUGCACUGGACGACCACAAGAUGCCAGUCAACUGCUCAGGAGGCCUCAUCCCAUGUGGCUACGGUGAUUUUUGGAAACCCAGAAAUGUAGGCAGGGCCAAUUGCCAGUCACCUCCCUCCUGGCUGGUGCGGGGAAAGGAACUUCAUUUUUGGCCCCACUUGGGUGGUUGCCAGAUGUUAUCACAGCAGCGGGAACACGUGCCAUUUCUUUAAAGAGCUGAUUAGCAACCCCAGGCAGCUUUCAUAAUGGGGCUACCUUCUUGGGGUGGGGAGAGGACGCUUAACCACAAUUUCAGAUGCUCCUCAAAAGCUGCAGUUAGCUCUGCCAAGGGGUGUGUGAGAGAAGUCAAACACCCGUCCUCCACUGAUCCUUGACGAUCCGCUGAGACGAUCUGACAGCACGAAACACACACACGGCAUUGACAAAGACGAUUGCUCCAGAAAGCCACUCCUCUGGCUUCCAGUAUAGUGUAGCUGAAGGACCGAUUUACACAAAUUGGCCAGUGGCCACCAAACAGGAGACGCAAACUCAGCACAGCUGAAAAUUCUACCUGUUUUCUGUGAGUUUAUCACAUACUGACUUUCCAUGUUUAGCAGAUGUACACUUAAGAUGACUGGGGGAUAACACGUGACAGAUGCCACUUGGGAAACAAAUCAGCACUUUACGGAUUGAAAAUGUGCCUGGCAGUUAGGCAGAGAGAGUUUUUUUCCAAAGAGGGAGGGCGUUUUCUGUGCCCUGCCCCUGCUUAGCAGAAGUGGGGAUGUGGGGUGGGCUGUUUUAUCUCCAGUUUCUUUUUGUGCUUUUAUGCCCUAACAAGCGUAGCUGCCUGCCUUCUGUACAGCCAGCAGGCAGUCUUUCCGUCUUCAUCCUGGAUUACAUUUUGGGCCCCUUGUGAAGGAGGCAGAGGAGAGUUUCAGCACACAGUUGCGUUCAGGCUCCCCAGUCUUGCCAGCACUUAGCCAGCAUCCAGAGGACUUUCGUAGCCUUCCUGCCACUUGACCUAUAGCAGAACCUUCCCCCAACAAACCGCCCUUCUCCUCGCACGCCCACCCCCGCCCGCUUUUUGCAACAGACCACCGUUUUCGAUGCCUGCCUGCCUGCAUGCUCGCCCGGUUGCCUGCGCCCGCCUGCCUUUUAAGGUGCUCAGUUUAAUUGCUCUGCUGCCAUUUUAAUUUAUUUUGUUCCUUCGUCUGGCGUUUCAAGGCCCCCCUUCUCCCCUUUGCAUGUCAACUUGUAUGCGCUUGCGUUAUUUAUUUCUGCUUUUCACAAAGCCCAGCAUCAAAGCAAAAUUGCACUUUGCUGUAUCCCAACCCAACCCUUAGCCUGUCCCUUGGGUCUCUUCUUUAAUUUUGCUCAUGCGCUGCCGAUAAUUCAAGAAGAAGCUGUGGGGCGGGGGGAGAGGGCUCACUUGUUAUCAGCACUUCUUCAGUAGAGAGAACCUGACAUGGAUUCUACACGCUGCAUCCCUUUGGGCAAUCCAUGAGAAGUUUGUUCAAUGAGUGAAGUUUGGGUCGUUUUGGAUUAUAGACGCUUCUUCCGCCUACGGUUCCUGGAGCCAAUGGGGCGUAUGACAGCUGUCCAUUCUGGCAGUAGCCAACUAGUCAUUGAAUCAGCCCAGUACACUGGACUACCAAGUGUGUGGCCCCAGCCUCUGUUCAGAUAUGCAUAUUCCUCGUUUGAUGGGUUGUGGAUAUUUGGACUAUCACCGUUAAAAGGCUAAUAAAAAAUAACUUUCAGUUCACUUUAAACACGAUGCUUGAAGACGUAACACAGGUAGAGAAAGUCAUAUCGAGUACUUGAAUGAAGCCUGCAGCCGGCACCCGAUUAAAGCAGCUCUCCGCAGGUGAAAGCCCAAGGAACGUGUCUCAGCUGCAAACCCCAACGAUGGAUAAAAUGCAACUCCCCGUGGAGUCUCUUGUUGAACCAAAUUUAUUGGGCAAAAUUUGCCGUGGGUUUUCCAUUCAGAAAAAAUUAAUAAAGUCCUCCCCCAGUG
Molecule: messenger RNA, 5365 nt
Organism: Eublepharis macularius
Lineage: Eukaryota; Metazoa; Chordata; Lepidosauria; Squamata; Eublepharidae
Gene: FNBP1
Product: formin binding protein 1
Exons: 16
Coding region: 305-2113 (602 amino acids)
Biological process (GO): endocytosis; signal transduction
Molecular function (GO): protein binding
Source: RefSeq, a predicted model, not a curated record